Molecule: messenger RNA, 747 nt
Organism: Penicillium mononematosum
Lineage: Eukaryota; Fungi; Ascomycota; Eurotiomycetes; Eurotiales; Aspergillaceae
Exons: 1
Coding region: 1-747 (248 amino acids)
Source: RefSeq, a predicted model, not a curated record
AUGGCCUUCAGAACAAACGAGCGAGGUCCAAGCAGUAUCACUACAAAUGACGGCGAUGAUGAACACUCAUUCUAUAUUGAAAGACGCCGCUCCUUUUUCCGCCAGUAUGCUGUUGCAGUACUUUGCUUUCUGUUCACCCUUGGUGGUCUCGUGAUAACAACAGUAAACAUCACCUCAACCUCACGUUCAGGGUCGAACGUGUUUCAUUGGAAGCCAUCUGCAUCGUUAUUGCCAACAUCGCCAUCGUCCCCAUCCGCGCAUGGCUCAUCACCACAUGUUUACGACCCGUCGGCUCACGCCAUGACUGGGAUAAUGAAGUCUCCAUGUGGCAAUACCUCGGCGGAAGCCAAGACACGAGGCUGUCACUUUGACAUCAUCACAUUUUGCUGGCUACCGCAUCGCUGCUAUGAUGAAGAGUUAUCGAAUUCCUUUGAGCAACUCGUUGACUGGAAGUGGUAUCUCGAUCGGAACAAGACACAGCCUGUCCCCAAGACAGAAGCUCUUCAGGGGGAACUGGAUGGACUGUAUGUAAGCUGGGAGUACCAUGUACAGCACUGUGUGUAUAUGUGGCAGAAGAUGCACCGGGCUUUGUUGGGACAGGGAAAGGAAGCUAUCGACACUUAUAUCAGUCCAUACAGCCACACAGAGCACUGUGGGAAAAUGCUGCUGACUAGGGGAGAUGGCUAUGCAUUGAGCGAUAUCAACACGCGCAUCCGGGUGAAGUUCCCAGAUUGUGGGAUUGAGUAG